Molecule: messenger RNA, 1575 nt
Organism: Pollicipes pollicipes
Lineage: Eukaryota; Metazoa; Arthropoda; Thecostraca; Pollicipedomorpha; Pollicipedidae
Exons: 7
Coding region: 193-1029 (278 amino acids)
Source: RefSeq, a predicted model, not a curated record
GACUCGCUGGAUGGCUGGAAACAGAGGUGUUACCGCCUGCAGCGCAGGGACCAGCGGCUGGAGAACCACAUCCUGCAGGUGAUCCGGUCCCGCGAGCUUCGCGACUGCGAGGAAUCCUGCAACCGCGACCGCAGAUGCGUCUCCUUCAACUUCAGGAGCGACCCCGUGGAGACGGUGUGCGAGCUGACUGACAUGGACAGCUACGCCAGCUACGCCCAAUUCCGGCCGAUCGCCGGCUGGGACUUCUACGAGAAGGACGCCUCGUCGUACUGCUCUGGCUGGGACAACGGCUUCUACGACUCCCAGAACUUUGGCUACGCUUACUGCUCGCUGCGCGUGCGAGACAACACGCUGCUGAACGUGAACGCGGUACGGCGAGACAUCACGGCGCGCAGUCUGGCCGAGUGUGAGCAGGCCUGCCGCGACGAGCGCAACUUCCGCUGCGAGACCUUCUCAUUCGGGGUGCUACCGGGCGGGCGCGCCUUCUCCUGUCACCUGACGGACCUGCGCAUCGGCGAGCUCUCGCCGCGCGACAUGGAGCCACGCGCCAGCUUCGAGAUCUACGACUUCCACGGCAACGGACGCGAGUGCGACCGGCCCAACGACCAGUUCGACUACAGGCACGGCCACCUGGAGACGUGUUCGGGCCGGGCGUGUGCGCGCGGUCCGUGCCGGAUUGACCGCUCCGGCGGCUACUGGUACUGCUUCACCGACAACAACGAGGCCGUCUGGGACUACUGCUGCGACCCGGACAGUCCCUGCCAGGUCGAUCCCCACAUGGCCAUGGAGACGUGCCACGUGACCCAGCGGCGCGGGCUGUACCGCAAUGCCGGCCUGGACACAGCCUGGCGGCCUUGCACUUACCGACAGAGGUACGCCUACCUCACGCGCAACUCCACCGAUCACAUUGUGGACGACGUCAACACGACCGCCACCGACGUCGGCUCGGUAGCCGGCACCGCUGCAAUCAACAACCAGCUGCUGGAGACCAUUGACCUGGAGCGCGAGCAGAGCAAGGACAAACACUAACCGAGCCCGCGACGGCCGGCCCGACGGUAGCGGCAUUAUAUGUAUAGUACACAGACUGAGGACGGCGCAGACCUCGGUCGGCUACGGCAGAACCCGUGCUGCCAUCUAGCGAAAGCCGCGGGAAGCUGUGGUGGCUAGCCCGUCCCCUGCGUGGAUUGUUACGGUUACCGCGAGUCUGCGAAACGCCAAAGAGACGCGCGUCAUAGCCAUGUGUAUGCUUCUUCUGGUGGCGGCGAUCAGCACCCAUUCUUGCGUAUUGGUGUCUAUCUCACUGAAGGUUUUGCACUCAGAGAUUUGUCCGCGCGAGGUGUCUGUCGUGACGGCCACGCAUGCGACGCAAGCUGGGAGGCAACGGCGUGCCGUGGCUUGGACGGCGCGCCCCUCCCGUGUAUCCCGUCGCAAGGCCCGAGGCCACGCGCCAGCCUCCACGCUGGCGUGUGAAUGCCUAAUGGUCGCGACACAGAGUAGCGUUGACGUGGUGAGAUGUACGCGAACUGCUUCACAGCAGGGAUCGACAGUCGGCAGAAAUACAGCUCAUCAAUCAUU